ACUGUAGGAUCUUUUGUCGGCUCUUUUGUUGGACCAGCUGUCGAAGGCUUAGUUGUAGUUAUAGGGGUUGGUGUUAUUGAAGUAUUUGUUGAAGUUAUAGAGGUUGGUGUUGUUGAAGUAUUUGAAGUUAUAGGGGUUGGUGUUAUUGUAGUAUUUGAAGUUAUAGGGGUUGGUGUUAUUGUAGUAUUUGAAGUUAUAGGGGUUGGUUUUAUUGAAGUUAUAGAGGUUGGUGUUGUUGAAGUAUUUGAAGUUAUAGGGGUUAGUGUUAUUGUAGUAUUUAUUGAAGUUAUAGAGGUUGGUGUUGUUGAAGUAUUUGAAGUUAUAGAGGUUGGUGUUGUUGAAGUAUUUGAAGUUAUAGAGGUUGGUGUUGUUGAAGUAUUUGAAGUUAUAGGGGUUGGUGUUAUUGUAGUAUUUGAAGUUAUAGGGGUUGGUGUUAUUGUAGUAUUUGAAGUUAUAGGGGUUGGUGUUAUUGUAGUAUUUAUUGAAGUUAUAGAGGUUGGUGUUGUUGAAGUAUUUGAAGUUAUAGGGGUUAGUGUUAUUGUAGUAUUUGUUGAACUUAUAGAGGUUGGUGUUGUUGAAGUAUUUGAAGUUAUAGGGGUUAGUGUUAUUGUAGUAUUUGUUGAACUUAUAGAGGUUGGUGUUGUUGAAGUAUUUGAAGUUAUAGGGGUUAGUGUUAUUGUAGUAUUUGUUGAACUUAUAGAGGUUGGUGUUGUUGAAGUAUUUGAAGUUAUAGGGGUUAGUGUUAUUGUAGUAUUUGUUGAACUUAUAGAGGUUGGUGUUGUUGAAGUAUUUGAAGUUAUAGGGGUUAGUGUUAUUGUAGUAUUUGUUGAACUUAUAGAGGUUGGUGUUGUUGAAGUAUUUGAAGUUAUAGGGGUUAGUGUUAUUGUAGUAUUUGUUGAACUUAUAGAGGUUGGUGUUGUUGAAGUAUUUGAAGUUAUAGGGGUUAGUGUUAUUGUAGUAUUUGUUGAACUUAUAGAGGUUGGUGUUGUUGAAGUAUUUGAAGUUAUAGUGGUUGGUGUUGUUGUAAUAUUUAUUGAAGUUAUAGGGGUUGGUGUUGAAGUAUUUAUUGAAGUUAUAGUGGUUGGUGUUGUUGAAGUAUUUGAAGUUAUAGGGGUUGGUGUUGUUGAAGUAUUUAUUGAAGUUAUAGUGUUUGGUGUUGUAGUAUUUGAAGUUAUAGGGGUUGGUGUUGUUGAAGUAUUUAUUGAAGUUAUAGAGGUUGGUGUUGUAGUAUUUGUUUGCAAAAUAUCUUUGAGUCUAAAUAAUUUCAUAUUUAUAAACUUAUGGCCACAAUAGUCAUGAUAAUCUGGGUUGAAUUUGCAAUAAUUUAUCUUCAAAUAAAUUAUCUCUUUUUUAACAAUCUCAAUUACUUUU
Messenger RNA from Oppia nitens, 1371 nucleotides. RefSeq lists its product as uncharacterized. The record is from RefSeq and is a predicted model, not a curated record. The annotation marks the transcript as partial. NCBI's taxonomy places the organism in Eukaryota, Metazoa, Arthropoda, Arachnida, Sarcoptiformes, Oppiidae. The transcript has a single exon.